AUGACUACACUUGCGGCCCCUCUGCCAAACCCACCAUGCAUAAAUAAUACAUCAAUAACACCUGAUUCAUCUCAGAUUGUCUCCAACUCGAACAUUGAACGUGUUAUUAAAUCAGUAACUGAUGCUACAAAAAGAUUAUCACAAGCAGAAUCUACUAUAAGUACAAAUGCAAAUACACAAUCAUCCAAAAGGAAAACUAGAGACACGGUUGGCCCAUGGAAAUUAGGUAAAACUUUAGGUAAAGGUUCUUCAGGUAGAGUCAGAUUAGCCAAAAAUAUGAAAACAGGCCAACUAGCAGCUAUUAAGAUUGUCCCUAAAAAUUUCCAUUCAAAGAAAAAAAGACAGGACUCUCCUGCAAAAUCUUUAAGUAGCUCACCUGAUAAACCUUAUACUACUCAUUCAAAUGAAACUAAUCCUAGUAAUAAUUCAUACGGUAUUGAAAGAGAAAUUGUUAUUAUGAAAUUAAUUUCACAUCCAAACGUCAUGGGUUUAUAUGAAGUUUGGGAAAAUAAAUCAGAAUUAUAUCUAGUUUUAGAAUAUGUCGAUGGUGGUGAGCUAUUCGAUUAUUUAGUGUCUAGAGGGAAACUGCCUGAAAGGGAAGCUGUCCAUUAUUUCAAACAAAUCAUUCAAGGUGUAGCUUAUUGCCAUGCUUUCAAUAUUUGUCAUAGAGAUUUAAAACCUGAAAAUCUAUUAUUGGAUAAGAAAAAUAAAAUUAUUAAAAUCGCUGAUUUUGGUAUGGCCGCAUUGGAAGUUUCUGAUAAAUUAUUAAGUACAUCAUGUGGUUCACCUCAUUAUGCAUCUCCAGAAAUUGUUAUGGGUAAAUCUUAUCAUGGGUCUCCUACCGAUGUAUGGUCAUGCGGUAUCAUAUUAUUUGCCUUACUUACUGGACAUUUACCAUUUAAUCAUGAUAACAUAAAGAAGUUAUUGCUAAAAGUACAAUCUGGUGUAUACCAUAUGCCCUCUGAUCUUUCUCCUGAUGCCAAAGAUCUAAUAUCAAAAAUUCUUGUUGUUGAUCCUGACAAGAGAUUGACUACAACUGAAAUUUUAAAUCAUUCAUUAAUCACUAAAUAUGAUAGAAUGGGACUAACAAAUAGAAAUUAUAAUAAUAACCUUUCAAUGGCUCGUGACAAAUCUAAUUCAAAUCUAAAUUUUAUUAAUAACCUUUCCAAUGUGGAUAUCCUCCUUCAAAAUCCAUGUGAUAUUGAUACUUCUAUCUUAAGCAACUUACAAAUAUUAUGGCAUGGUGAGUCAAAACAUGCUAUUAUUGAUAAACUAUUACAACCAAAUAUGAAUGAGGAGAAACUAUUUUAUUCAUUACUUUUGAAAUAUAAACAGAAAAACUCUAAAUUCUUCCCUGGUAACACAGUUCCUUCAACAUCAGCUAAUGAAAGCCUCUUACCACCUCCAGGAAUUUCAAAUCGUAGUAAUUCUCCAACUAUUCAAAAUAAUGCAGAGACACCAUUCGAACUGGAAUCUGCAGACUCUUCUACUAAUCAAAAUGCUCCAAAAUUAAGACAAAAAUCACAAUUUAGCUUAGAUAAUAUGAGUAAAUCUGGAAAUACUUCUGGGACAGCAUCUAGAGAUAAUUCAGAAAACCUUUCUACAGAUAUUUCUGAUAUUACUUAUGAGAAUACAUAUGAUGUCACUUAUGAAAAUACUUUGGAAAGCAGUUCACAAGAAGUUUCUGGAGAAACUUCUGAAGGAACAGGUGAAAUUAGUAAUGAAAGUUUAGAAUCGCUCAAAGAGACAAAUAAUCUAAUAAAGAAAAGUUCAAACAGUGGCUCAAAUAACACAACUGAUUCAGAUUCAGAUGAAAUUAAUAUAUUGAUUCCAAAUUUACCAUCCAUAGCUCCAAAUUUCCCUGCUUCGACCCCAAGAAGCUUUAAAAGAGUUUCAUCCAAAGUUUCCAUACAUAGUUCAACUUCUUUUAGAGCUACAAGAAGUAAAUCAAUUGUAUCUUCAAUAUCGAAGAGAAACAUUAACAACAUAGUUUCACCUAAUGGACCAAGUAAGCCAAUUUCUCCAAGAAAACAAUAUAAGGCUAGAAGAACCUUACAAAACUCCGCAUCCAAGAGAUCAUUAUAUUCAUUACAAUCGAUAUCGAAAAGAUCCUUAAACUUAAAUGAAUUUUUAGUAAGCGAUUCUAAGAUGUUUCCAACACAAGAUCUACCACCAUUACCUACUACUUUAGGAAGUGUGAAUUUUGAAGAUUUAUGUGAUCAAAUAUUAUUUGGUGAAGGUAUGAAAAAAAUAACUGAAUCUCCACAAGAUAAUAAAACCUCAAAUGGUGAAGACUUCACUGAUGUCUCAUCAAAUAUUUCACACGGAACCAUUACCAAUGCCCAAGAAGGUUAUAAAACACAAAAUAAUAUCCCUGUACUUAAAGAAGAAGGUGUAUAUGUCAAAGAAGUACGAAACAUUCAACCUGCAUUCCAAUUUAGAAACACAUCUCCUGAUACUCAUAACCAAUCAAAGAAUGACUCAUAUUUUAGCCGAUCAUCAUCUGAACAGCCAUCUUUGGCUUCAGAAUCAAUGAAUUUACCUAGUUUACAUUUAGAUGAUCCAUCUUAUUCUGAAUAUGCUGCUGAAUAUACAACUGGCCUUUCCAAUAUUAUUAAGAAAAACAAUAUAAAUAAUGAUAUAUUCCAUACCCCAACCCAUGAACUUGUUGAAAAUGAUGAACUUAAGAUAAAGAAAAAUAAUUAUGUUACAAAGAUGGAACCAAGUCCAAUAUCUGCUCUCAAUUUACAAACAACUAAUAAUUCUCAUUCAUCAUUGGAUCCAAAAAGAUCUCUCUCAGGUAAUAAUAAUAAUAGUAAUAAUAAUAACGAAUCUCUUGUCACUAGUCUUUUGCACUCUUCUGGUGUUUCAAGAACUAAUAGAAACUCGUUUUUACAAUCUAUUAAAGAACAAGAUGAUGAUCAAUGGUUUACCAAGAUUCAAAAUACUCAAAGAGAAAGAAGAAAUGCAUCUCUUAAAGUUCAAAAAGAAUCAAGAAAUUUAAUAAAUAGUACUCCACACAUGAGCACUCCAUUAGAAGAUACUAAUUCAAAUAGAUUCGAAUUAGAUUUGAAUAGACAAAGUGUCUUGGCUGAGUCAAGUGCCAUUGAACAUCCUUUACUGAAAAUGCCAUCAUCUUUAUUGAAUUCUUCCAUGACUUUUAGAAAUUUAACUGAUCUUUUAGGAGAUACAAACUCUGAUGAGAUAAUAUCCAGUACUAAGAGAUAUAGUCAAUUAAGUUCGGCAGUGCCUCUAAGAAAGCAAUCGACCAAAAUAUCAUUGACACCUAAAUCUAAUUUAAUGAGACAAGUAGAAGGUCAACCUGCUCCAGUAGAAAAUAGAAUAUCUCAUUUAGAUCCACAUCUAUCGGAUUACUCUAGUAUAUCAUAUGCUAAUGAAAUGCCAUCUGCGACUUAUACUGCUCAAUAUGUCAAAGUUUCUAAUGGUAAUAAUUUUAAUUUUCAAGACGUUAGUAUUCCAAGUAUUGAUGGAAUUUCUAAAUCUGAAGAAUCAGAUAUUGCAAAGGACGAUACUCACACUGCUAUGAAUGAAAUUGCUAGUGUAAUUGCUGUUAAUAAAGACAAAUCUAUUUCAGAUAUGAGAUCAUCACAAGCAUUAGAAAUGUCACAAUUACCAACCAAUACUAAUGUUACCAAUACUACUACAGAAAAUGGUACAAUUAAUAUUUUUGAGGAUGCGCCAACUGAUUCAUCAUCUAUGGAGACUGGAUCAUCAUGUAGUGAUUACCAAGGUAAUAUUCAUAAGAAAGCUGUCUCUAUCGACACUUUAAAUACUUCUAAUGUCAUUUUACCUGAAACCAAUGUUAGAGUUAGCCUAUAUUUGAAUAAUAACAGUACCGCUAAUGCUAAUUUACCAAGAAAGACCACUGAAGAGAUUUUAUCUAAAUUCCAAAACUCACCUGAGAAACCAUUAAUAGUUCAAAGAAAUCAUUCGAUUCAAAAAAGGUGGUCUAAAGUAGCUACUAAUUCUAAUGGGAAACAUUUAUCGUUGGGUAUUUCCAAGAGUUUAAUGUCGAUGUUUAAAGAUUUGGAUGAAGAUCAAGAAGAUACUUCUAUGAUAAAUCCAAAUGAACUCUUAUCACAAGGAAUUAUGCAAGAUCUCGACAAAGAAACUUCAGAUAUUUGCAAAACGAAUGGUAAUAUAAUUGAAGAAGGUACAGAUGAAUAUCAUGAUACUGACGGCAAUAGAAAUAAAAAUAAUAGAGUUACCAUGUUAUUUGAAGAAGAGAAUUUUGUUUCUGCAACCACUUCAAAUAAUUCAAUGGAGAAUAAAUUGAAUCAAUUAAAGAAUAUAUCCAUGGAAAAUACCCAUAAUGAAGAUGAAGAUGUUUCUGAACAAAUUAGUAUACCAGCAGAAUUAUUAAAUAAGGAGAAGAAAAAUGAUAAUGACAUUUCACAAUUCAAUGAUAACAAGAGUCGUCAAGUUAGUGGUAGUAAACAUCCUUAUCAACCGGUUGCUACUGAAAAGGAAACGGAAUCUAAUAAGAAAGUUAUUCCUAAGAUUGUAUUGAAUCCAAGUAAUAAUAAUAAUAUGAAAGAACAUAGAAAAGACGACACAAAUAUUGAGCAUAAAAACAACAACCAAAUACCACCACCUAUUCCUUCUAUUCCAGCUCCACCAGUUAGAAAAGCACCAUUACCUCCACCUACUACGAAACCUCCGGUACCGUUAACAAAUAAUUUUACAAAAUCCAAUACUAAAUCCAAAGAGACCGAUACUAUUACUAAGGGAUCGAAAAAUAAUAACACUACCCACGCAAAGAAAAGUAAUUGGUUUACCAAGAUGUUUAGUGGGUUUGGCAGUAAUAAUAAUAGUAAUAAUAACAGUAGUUCAAUGAGUUCGAAACAAACAGUUGUAUUGGUCAAGACACAUCGUACAAAAUUAAAGUUUGACAAUGCACAUAAAUUAAUGUUGAAUGAAAUGGAGAAACAAGGAAUCAAACAUAAUAAACCCAAGAGCCAUCGUUCUAAGAAUAAAUUAGGGUUAAAAAGUAUGAAGAGCAGUAGUACAAAAGUUGAAUACGAAUGUGAAUUUAUCAAGGGUAAUUUUAAGUUCCAAAUUGGGAUUGAGAGUAAUAAUGAUGAUAUGAGUUUAAUAAUUGUUAAAAAGAAGGGUAAGUAUACAGUUGACGAUGAGAUGGUAAAGAUUUUUGCACAAUUGAAUGAGGAUAUUAAUCGUGUCAUCUUAGAGACUGAGAUGAAACAUUCAAGUGCAUAG
This is a messenger RNA of Henningerozyma blattae CBS 6284, 5238 nucleotides long. RefSeq names its product protein kinase HSL1 (gene HSL1). Bases 1 to 5238 code for a protein of 1745 amino acids. The record is from RefSeq and is a predicted model, not a curated record. Gene Ontology annotation, cellular component: cytoplasm. Gene Ontology annotation, biological process: protein phosphorylation; intracellular signal transduction. The transcript has a single exon. Gene Ontology annotation, molecular function: protein serine/threonine kinase activity; ATP binding. Lineage: Eukaryota; Fungi; Ascomycota; Saccharomycetes; Saccharomycetales; Saccharomycetaceae.